Molecule: messenger RNA, 3114 nt
Organism: Neoarthrinium moseri
Lineage: Eukaryota; Fungi; Ascomycota; Sordariomycetes; Amphisphaeriales; Apiosporaceae
Exons: 1
Coding region: 1-3114 (1037 amino acids)
Biological process (GO): RNA processing
Cellular component (GO): cytosol
Molecular function (GO): mRNA binding; protein binding
Source: RefSeq, a predicted model, not a curated record
AUGGCCAACCCCGUCGGAGAGGAUAGCUGGCUGGCCUACGUCGAGGAACGCCGGCCCGCCGAUCUCGAAGAGCGCGUCAAGGUCGUCGAGCUGUUCAAGAAGGCCAUCGGCGCCGAGCCCGGCAGCCUCAAGAUCUGGCUCGCCUACUGCGAGUACUUCUGGUCGCUGUUUAACGACUGCCAGAACCCCGAGGCCGGAUGGUCCGAGGAGGAACAGCAGCUCGGCCGCGAGCUCUUCUCCUUCGAGCUGGCCCUCAGCCUCUGGAGCGAGGGCUACGAGGCCAUCAAGUACCGCCUCAACGACAGCCACGAGUUCUGGAACCGCUGGGUCUCCAUCGAGCAGGAGCAGCUCGCCCGCAGUCGCAACCCCGUCGGCGUCAGGCGCAUCACACACCUGUUCCGCGACCGCCUGCAGAUCCCUCAUGCCACCUGGGAUGAGACCUCGCAGAUGUUCUCCAGCUUCCUCAGCACCUACAACAAUGCCGCGUACGAGUCCGAGUUCAAGGAGGUUACGGCCGCCGCCCAGCCUGCCAAGGACGCCUACAACGACCGAGAGCGCCGCGAGCUGGAGCUGAACAAGCUGGCCAGGUCUGGCGACGAACAGGCCUACAAGACGGCCCUCAGGGACUACCUGGACUGGGAGAUCAUACAAACCACCUCUCCGCGGAACCACCCGAAAGAUCCCGUCCUGGCCAUCACCCUCGCCCUGGCUCUGUUCUCGCGUGCUCUCACCGGCGCCCUAGCUUUUGAGCACGACAUCUGGAUGAACUACAUGGUCUAUCUCUCCACGCUCAGGGAUUUGGCGCCAUCCCACAUGCCCCUGCCAGACUCUCUGAACGUCCUGCAGCGCGCGACCUCACACUGUCCUUGGUCGGGUGACUUGUGGUCCCGCUACAUCCUGAACGCCGAAGAGGCUGGAUGGGCCUUCCACGAUGUCGAGGCUAUCAAACACGCUGCUACUAACGCCAAGGCUCUUGACAAGAAUGGCAUGACAGGUGUCAUCGACAUGUAUGCUGCCUGGUGUGGAUAUCUCAAACGAACCGCCAUGAACCCCAACGCACCGGACGAUGCCGUUGAUAUUGCCGACGUAGGGCUGCUCGCCGCACUCGAGGAUGUCCAACUAUGGGGGGAGCGCCUUUACAAAGAGGAGUACCGGGGAGACCCCAACUAUCGCCUUGAGCGAAUCCUCAUCCAGUAUCUUACCGAGAAAAAGGGGGAGGUUGAGGAGGCUCGGAAUAUCUGGAAAAACCUGGCCGACAAGGCUCUGUUCGCCAACAGCUACGAUUUUUGGCUCAAUUACUAUCUGUGGGAGAUGAUGAUCUACGCCGCUCGCCCGAGACAGCGAAGCCCGACACCUGCCACCCCAGCAAAUGGGGUGAAGCCCGUACGCGUUCCCGCCCACGCCACCGACGUCUUGCUGCGAGCUCUUCAGACCAAAGGUCUAGAUUGGCCCGAGCGUGUUAUGGAGGUCUGCCAUCAGCAUUGCAACGAUUAUGAGCAACCCCCAACUCUGCGCCGCGCGCUGGACACGAUCCACAAGACACGCCGGGGCAUAGAGAAGCGCCGCGCACGGGAGCGAGCAGAGGCCGAAUCUGCAUACGCCGCACAAGCCCAGGCUGCUCAACAGGCGGCCGCAGCCGAAGUUGUAGAUGUUUCCAUGAGUGAGUCGCCAUCAGGUUCCAAGAGGAAACGCGCCGAUACAAUGGAAGAGGCCACAACAGCAAUCACGAACAAGCGUCCCAAGAAUGCCGACGUGAACGGAACCGAUGCAGCAGCUAGUGACCAGAGCUUGAAGCGCGACCGAGAGAAUACUUCUAUCAUGGUUCGGAAUCUCCCGCCAGAUGUAACCCAGACCGCACUGAAGAAGUACUUCAGGGACUACGGCCACAUCCUCAAUCUGACCACCAAAAAGGAGGCGGACGGCAGCACGACCUCGGCCCUGAUUGAAUUCGAAUCGCCAGAAGAGAUGCGAUCUGCUCUGCUCCGCGACCAGAAGUACCUCGGCGAGUCACAGAUUUCUGUCAAGCCUGGUGCUGGGCUUACCAUCUAUGUGGCAAACUACCCACCGACGGCGGACGAGGAGUACAUCCGUACUCUGUUCAAAGAUUGUGGAGAGGUCUUCAGCAUUCGCUUCCCAUCCCUGCGAUUCAACACCCAUCGCCGUUUCUGUUACAUUUCAUUCAGUGAUCCUGAAAGUGCCGCCAAGGCAACCCGGCUCGACGGCAAGGUUCUGGAAGGGAAGUUUCACCUACUCUCCAAAUACUCAAAUCCGACUGGAAAGAAGAGACGCGAGGGUGCAGUCGCCGAGGGUCGAGAACUCCGCAUCAAAAACCUUGAUUUCAAGUCCAGUGAAGACGAUCUCCGAGUCUUGUUUUCGAGAUAUGGAAAGGUGGAAUCAAUCAAUCUCCUCAAGAACCUCAAGGGCCAAAAUCGGGGCACUGCCUUUGCGGUUAUGGAGACCAAGGAGCAAGCAGAGAAAGCAGCAGAACUCGACAAGACAAAGUUGGGAUCCAACAUCAUCGAGGUGGAGCUGAGCAAGGAAAGUAAUUACAAGCCCACCGCCUCUACCAAAACUGGUUCCCACUCGGCUGCCUCGUCGCCGGCCCCUAGCACGGACGCGGACGCAACCAUGGCAACCGACGACAGCGGUCCUUCCGGCCGCGAAAUCCAAGCCCGAUCCAUGGCCAUCUUGGAUCUGCCAGACACCGUCAAUGAUGCCCGCGUUCGGGCUCUUGCGGAGAAGCACGGUGACAUCGUCAAAGUGGUCUUGCGACCAGAUCAUCAAGGAGCCAUCAUUGAAUAUGCGAACGUUGCCACUGUCGGCAAGGCCAUGAUGGCCCUCAAUGGUUUCGAGAUUGACGCGGGGAAGAAAAUUCGCGUCGGUUCAGUAGAGGAGCUUUUCAAGACAAAGGCAGAGAAACCGGGAAACAAGUUGAUGAAGCCCCCGAUGGCUAUACGAAGACCGGUUGCUAGCGGCCAGAAGCCGAAGCAGCGAGCCGGACUGGGAUACGGCGGUGGUGCGAAGACCGAGGCGAACGGUGACGGUGCCGACACCGGUUCCACGCCCAAGUCCAAUGCGGACUUCAAGGCGAUGUUCUUGGCGGGAAAGCAGUAA